AUGAGCGACACUGACCAACCGCCGAGCAAGACGACGCUGCUCAAGUGGUCCAAGGCGCUCUCUCGCUUGCUCGGACAGUCCAAGGAGCGGAAACAGCAGGCGCCGUCGCGAGGAGGAGCGCUCCCUCCGUACUCUCCACCAGCACGAGGGCUCGAGCCGGGCCAGGACGGGCGCGGGCGCGUGUUUGGCGUCAGGCUGGAGGAGAGUCUGCAGUAUGCGAGUGUCGCAAUCUCCAUGGUCGCGCCAGACGGCAAUCAGUACGUCUACGGCUACGUGCCAAUCGUCGUCGCCAAGUGCGGCAUGAUGCUCAAGGAGACCGCGACUCAAACCGAAGGCAUCUUCCGCGUUUCCGGCUCGAACAAGCGCAUCAACCAGCUGCAAACCGUCUUCGACACGCCUCCUCGCUACGGCAAGGACUUUGACUGGACAGGGUACAGCGUGCACGAUGCGGCGAGCGUGCUGAGGCGGUACUUAAACUCGCUUCCCGAACCCGUCAUCCCUGCUGGUCUCUACCUCGACUUUACAGCCGUCCUUCAGAAACCCCAACCCAUCGCCGCCUCCAUCGCCGCCUACCGACACCUCAUCUCGCUCCUCCCUCCCGCCUCUCGCUACCUCCUCCUCUACCUCCUCGACUUUCUGUCCGUCUUUGCCCGUUGCUCCGACAAGAACCUCAUGACCGCCUCGAACCUCGCCGUCGUCUUCCAACCCGGCCUCGUCUCCUCCCGCUCCGGCGGCCAGAACGCCCUGCUCGGCUUUCCCGGUUUCGUCGAAGGCAAGCCGCCUCCAAGCGGGAGCGCAGGCGCGGUCGCUGCAGCUGCUGCAGCAGCACGAGCUGGCGGUGCGCAGGAGCAGGCCGGCGAACACGGUCGAGGGAAGGAGGUCCUCGAGUUCCUCAUCGAGCAGCAGGCGCACUUCAUGCUCGGUCUUGAGCCGCCUGUCGACGAGGAGCGCCAGAAGCGCAAGGGAGUCGAGGCGGUUGGUGCGCCUCAAGCGGUUCAGAGUAUCGCUGCGCAGGAGAUUCUCGAGCGUCAGGCGCAGGAGAAGGCGGCUGCUGGUGCGAAGGACCUUCAUAGGCGAGGAAGCGAGAAGAGCGUCGAGCGGAGACGGCUGCGCAAGUCGGCGGAUACGAAGGAGGGCGGAAAGGUCAAGCGGAGCAAGACUUGGGGUAGCUCGACCCGAAGAAAGAGGGCAGAAGGUCGUGAUGGCUCCCCUUCCCCGAACGUGACUCCCGCAACACAUUCGCCGCAGCCUCCCUCUACUGCCACCCUCGCUCCUCCCUCUUCACAGGGCCAUUCACACGGCCCUGCCCUCGCACCUCCUAUCGCUAAUCCCGGCGACACCUCCCCUCGACUGUCGCACCAGCCUUCGGUCAAGAAGGCGCGCAAGUCUGCCGGCUCGACCUCGUCCCCGAAAGUGCAGGCGUCCCCUCUCCCUGCCCCACCUUCGCUGUCCCCUGAACUCGCCGGCGCUCCCGCGCCCUUUGCUCCCCAGAGCCACCUCGCCGCGCCUGGCCAAGAUGCGUCUGGCAGACGAAGCAGUGCGAGCGGAAGCUCUCACGGCCGACGACGACCCAGUGCCGAGCAGCGGUAG
Molecule: messenger RNA, 1590 nt
Organism: Rhodotorula toruloides NP11
Lineage: Eukaryota; Fungi; Basidiomycota; Microbotryomycetes; Sporidiobolales; Sporidiobolaceae
Product: Rho GTPase-activating protein
Exons: 5
Coding region: 1-1590 (529 amino acids)
Biological process (GO): regulation of fungal-type cell wall organization; activation of GTPase activity; signal transduction
Cellular component (GO): cell cortex
Molecular function (GO): GTPase activator activity
Source: RefSeq, a predicted model, not a curated record